This is a messenger RNA of Arabidopsis lyrata subsp. lyrata, 484 nucleotides long. RefSeq lists its product as uncharacterized. The record is from RefSeq and is a predicted model, not a curated record. Bases 87 to 332 code for a protein of 81 amino acids. The transcript has a single exon. NCBI's taxonomy places the organism in Eukaryota, Viridiplantae, Streptophyta, Magnoliopsida, Brassicales, Brassicaceae.
CUUUACCAUUACACGGCACACACAUCUCGUAUCGAUCAAACAACAAAAAAAAUCAGCCGUUGAACAAAAGAAACUUGUAAGAGAAAAUGACAGGAAACGUGUGUAAGAUGAUGAUGUUGAUGGCAUUGAUAAUGAUGGCAUGUGGUUUACAAGCAUGCAAUGGAACGAAUUUUGAUGAAUUCAAGCCAGAUUCAAGAUUUGUGUGCUUCAAAAACUGUUCUAUAAGUUGUGGCAAACAAAACAAACCAUGUUACCAAGAUUGUUUGACGAAAUGUGGUCUCCCACAACGACCUUCAAGAUCAACACCAUCAUCUUCCCCCACCGCGGCUUAAUCUGUUUCCAUUUGUAUCUUUCGGUUUAUGCGAAAUUGUGUGUCUCAUCAGUUUAUAUGAAGUUUAUCUUAUAUUGAUGUCCCAAGGAUGUAUUCUUUUACUAUGUUUACAUUGAAGUAUUAUAUAUAAUAUUUAUUUUCAUCCCUCAAAAA